Ooceraea biroi (clonal raider ant) is the source of this 2271-nucleotide messenger RNA. Its product is annotated as protein SERAC1. The record is from RefSeq and is a predicted model, not a curated record. NCBI's taxonomy places the organism in Eukaryota, Metazoa, Arthropoda, Insecta, Hymenoptera, Formicidae.
AUGAAAAUGAAGAUCUCGCGAAACUACGUGUAUUAUCUGAAAACAAGCGGCGUCUGCGUCACAGUAAUUGGGGCCGGCUGGUUCCUGUAUCAGCUGCGGCAGAUAUCGCGGAUCGUCCGGUCCACCGUCAACACGGACGUUCUAAAUUUGGAACAAACGCAAGCACAGUACAUUUAUAUCGACGAUCCUCGAUUCAAAAACAUUUUUAUGUUCGGGAAGGAUGAGGACCUGAAGGAGUCCGCGUCGGAGAAGCCACGGAGCUUCAGUAGAGCUUUAGCGCAAUGGUGGAAGAUAAAGAAUCAUAAACUCGCGUACAAGCUGUUGCACAUGGCACAGAAAGGAGAAACUGAACGAUUCAAGGCCGUGACCGUUCUCAACUCUCUGUCUUUGAAAGAUUGGCAGUACCAUGGCUUGGCACAGAUGAUGGACGCCAAGACAGCAGUAGCCCUCGCAAGAAUGCCAGACGCUAAUUCACGAUUCUUUCUGCAGCCACCAUACUAUCAUGUGCAGUACAACUUACACGAUAUAUUGGAGAAAGUGCAUUCGUUGCUGUUGCAUCUGAAUAGUUUAUGUGAUAAUGCGCACCUGUGCCUCACGCAGUUCCUUAACAGUAAAUUCAAAGAUUCGCCUCGAUAUCUCAUAGGAUUGUUCGAUCAUGAUUUAAGUAGCGUGAGUCACUCCGUAGAAUCAACUACCGUUUGGGACAAUGAAUUGCUCAAGAAUUGCGUGGGAGCGAUCUGCCAUCACUCUUCCAUGGAGGAAUACAGCAAACACUUGGUCGACGCCGGAGCUCUGCCUCUACUAAUCGCGAUAGAGAAGAUGUGCGGCGAUGACGUAGAGGUCUGCAUACUGCUCGCGAGGAUAUUGUCCAACGUGUCCCUUCACUCGGAGUAUUUAGGCAGCAUCUACGAGUCCGGAUGGAUUGGCAUAUUGUCACGUUGGUCCCGCAGCGACGAUAUCCGUCUGUCGGCGCAGGCGAUCUGUGCACUGGCAAAUUUAGACGGGGACGAGAACGAGGGCGCCAAGUAUCCACAGCGCAUCUACCUUCUUCACCCAUCCCAUCGCGCUCACGUAGCCACGAAGAUGGAUGUCGUGUUCUUGCACGGGCUUCUGGGCGGAGUUUUCGUUACCUGGAGACAGCGAGACGUAGAUAGCUCCGCACCCAGGGCUAUAGACGAUGCAUCGAGUAAGAUGGAUUACCUAUCUACCAUGAUCGACGACGAUCGUCCCCAGGAAUUCUUCAAAGACCUGGCCCGCGAUCUGCACUUACGUGAAUGGAGAAAGAUAGGCCACGAUUUCGAGGUGGUGCUGGACGACUGCCCGCAGGACAUGAAUGCUUCCGCGAGCGGACCUUUCUCUUGCAGGGGCGAUGACGCUUGCAUGGAGGACGAUCUCGAGUCCGCGCCUAAAACGCGAUGCUGGCCGAAAGACUGGUUACCCAUGGACAUACCGUUCUUGCGAAUUAUAGGUAUUAACUACGACACGAGCUUAUCCAUGUGGACUCCUUUCUGCCCGAUCGAAAGUACGAAGAGCACUAUUAGAGAGAGAAGCGAGGACUUGGUUGCCAGAUUGCGAAUGGCGAACCUGGGACAGCGGCCGCUCGUAUGGGUUGGCCAUUCGAUGGGUGGAUUGUUAAUUAAAAAAAUGCUCGUAGAAGAGUGGAAAACUGGGGAUAGGCACGAUAUCUGCAAGAAUACCAAGGCUAUCUUAUUCUAUAGUACUCCGCACCGAGGCUCUCACGUGGCCGCUCUGAAGCAGACGACGCAGAUGCUGGUAUGGCCGACAGUUGAGGUCCAAGAAUUGCGCGAAGAAUCGCCGCAAUUGCUGAAACUGAACGAGGAGUUCCUACAAAUGUUAGAGACCUAUCGCAUAGAUAUCGUGAGCUUCACCGAGACGAAACCUACGCCGGUAACCGCGCUCAAGUUUCCCUUGCAGUUCGUCAGCUGCCCCUCGGCAGAUCUUGGCGUGGGGGAGUUCUUUCAGAUACCGCAGGAUCAUUUGUCGAUAUGCAAGCCGGCUAGCAGGCAAUCCUUCUUGUACCAAAAGCUUCUGAGUGUCCUGAGACGCCAUGUCGAUUCUCGAGAAAAGGCCAACAUUUCUUAUCUCGUUUCUUUGUUCGACAAAUUAUUCUAGGCUGCUACAAGAGUUUUAUAUGUAUAUAUUUUUUUACGCGAUUGAAUGUAAGAGCGACUGAUUGUUGAAGAGAAUUUGUUUUCCGUUUGUGUUUUAUUUGUGACGAGGAGGAAUAAAAUGCAGUUCGUUGCGGGAUCG